CAGGCAGCUGGACGUGUGGGAACCAAAUGUGAGGUCUCUGGAGAGUAGACACUCUAACUGCUGAGCCAUCUCUCCGCCCCUUAACUGACUUUUGAAACACUCACUGGGAGAUGCUGAUGGGGACUCCAGCCUUAGUGACUUGUACCGAUGGCUGUGCGGGCGGGCGGUGGCUUCUAAGCGUGGCCAGUGUGGAGGUGUGUGCCCUUAGUUUGUGCCACCGUGGAAGCUGUCUGACUCGUGCCUAAAGAACUCGUACAGUUUCACACUGAAGGCAGGCUGCUGGCUGAGUGUGCAUCCUUAGCGUCUCUAGCAAGCGCUCAGAGCGGACAUCCCAGGAGUCAGCAGGGAAGGUCUGGCAGCAGCUGGGCUGCAGGACACAGGGCUCUGUGGCCUGCCACCGGGCUUUGCCCCGGCAUUGCAGAGAGGACACUUGUACACAAGCCUUGCAAAGGUCGGAGGCUCCGGCAUAAGCAAACUCUUCUGCUUCUAGUAGUGGGUUCAGGGCCACAGGAAGGCUGCUGGAGGACAAGAAAGAGCACUGCCCACCACAUGUCCCACUGGGCACAAAUGGACAGGUGCUGGCCUCUUCUGUUCACAGUGAUCUGGUUUUCAACAAAUUUGUCAGGGUUUGGCCACAUGCCAGUUCCACUUAGCUUUAUGCACGUUGCGUUUGUCUUUUGAGCAGAAUGUCAUACAGAAGCAGACAGGAAAAUUACAUCAAGUGCCGGCUAGAAAACCUGAGGUGGGUGGGGCCUUGGCCUGAAGCACAAAGCUUCCUGUGUUCAUGUCCAUCUGGCAACCCAGUGGGAUUUGUCUGAAAUGACCCACGAGGAGUCCAGGACCUGUCACCCACAUUCCCCGUGCCCAGCUUUCUCUGCCAGAGGUUGAAUGAUCUGACACAAGACCCUCAUUCUGUCUCCUGUUCUUCACACUGGCCUGUUCCCUUCCUUCUGUCCAGCCGCCGCCAACAUGUCAUCAAGCUGUCUUUGACUGCCCUGGCUUCUAGCCCAGCACCUGGCUCUUAACUUUUUCCUGCAGGAUGGCACUGCCAGUCCCACUGUCUUGGGAAGGUGGCCCCCAUCAGCCACUUCCCAUUUAAUUGCUUCUCCAUUUUCUAAGACCUGGCUCUUGACUUCACGGCAGCCUCAGGUCAGAUUUCCCCUUCCUCACUGGGACACUUAGCAGCCAGUGGUUGGUUUGGGUUGCUCUGAAGGGCAAGCCUGCUUCAGGAGGAUAGUAGCAGGCCCUUGGAGGCAGGGCAGCUGCUUCUGUCUCCUUAGUCUGCAUAGUUGGUAAUGUAGACUUGCUCUGGGGAAGCCAGCACAGUGCUCAGACAGAGGAAUGCUGAUGUCAGGAGGAGGAGGGUUUGUGGAGACUGGGAAAUGACCCUGCAGGCUGAGGAGAGAGCCACCAGAUCAGAACUUGUUUGGGGCCUUGGCUUCACACCUACAAGGUAACUUCACUUUGGCAUUUUCCUGUCUCCAGAAUAGGAAGAGUGGAGUGAUUCCUUCCCCUCCCCUCCCCCGACAGACGCAUUUUCCUUCAUGAUCUGUCUCAGUCUUUCUCCUGAAAUUAAAACCCAUGGACCGCUUCUGGACCUUACACGAUGCGGCGAGUGGUGCGGCAGAGCAAGUUCCGGCACGUCUUCGGACAGGCGGUGAAAAACGACCAGUGCUAUGAUGACAUCCGAGUCUCCCGAGUGACCUGGGACAGUUCCUUCUGUGCCGUCAACCCCAGAUUUGUCGCCAUCAUCAUAGAAGCGAGUGGGGGAGGAGCCUUCCUGGUGCUCCCUCUGCACAAGACGGGGCGAAUUGACAAAUCCUACCCCACAGUAUGUGGCCACACAGGACCAGUGCUGGACAUAGACUGGUGUCCACACAACGAUCAGGUUAUUGCCAGCGGCUCAGAGGACUGCACUGUUAUGGUUUGGCAGAUCCCAGAAAAUGGACUGACCCUUUCCCUGACCGAACCUGUGGUGAUUUUAGAAGGUCACUCGAAAAGAGUUGGCAUCGUCGCCUGGCAUCCGACAGCCCGCAACGUGCUUCUUAGCGCAGGAUGCGAUAACGCCAUUAUCAUCUGGAACGUGGGCACGGGGGAGGCCCUCAUCAACUUGGACGAUAUGCAUUCAGAUAUGAUUUACAACGUGAGCUGGAACCGCAACGGUAGCCUCAUUUGCACCGCGUCCAAAGACAAGAAAGUGAGAGUCAUCGACCCCAGGAAACAGGAGAUCGUGGCGGAGAAGGAAAAAGCACACGAGGGAGCCCGGCCCAUGCGCGCCAUCUUCCUGGCCGACGGCAAUGUCUUCACGACUGGCUUUAGCCGCAUGAGUGAGCGGCAGUUGGCACUCUGGAACCCGAAAAACAUGCAGGAGCCAAUCGCUCUUCAUGAGAUGGACACUAGCAAUGGGGUGCUGCUGCCUUUCUACGACCCAGACACCAGUAUCAUUUACUUGUGCGGGAAGGGUGACAGCAGUAUCCGCUAUUUUGAAAUCACGGACGAAUCCCCAUAUGUCCACUACCUCAACACAUUCAGCAGCAAGGAGCCUCAGCGAGGGAUGGGCUACAUGUCGAAGCGGGGACUUGAUGUCAACAAAUGUGAGAUCGCUAGGUUCUUCAAGCUUCACGAGAGGAAGUGUGAGCCUAUCAUCAUGACUGUCCCCAGGAAGUCCGACCUCUUCCAAGAUGACCUGUACCCUGACACGGCGGGGCCGGAGGCCGCACUGGAAGCAGAGGAGUGGUUCGAGGGCAAGAACGCCGACCCGAUCCUCAUCUCCUUGAAGCAUGGGUACAUUCCAGGCAAGAACAGGGACCUCAAGGUGGUCAAGAAGAACAUUCUGGACAGCAAGCCGGCCGCAAACAAGAAGGGCGACCUCAUCAGUGCUCCCAAGAAGAUCACAGACACGGCCAGUGUGCAAAAUGAAGCCAAGUUGGAUGAGAUUUUAAAAGAGAUCAAAUCCAUAAAAGACACAAUCUGCAGUCAAGACGAGCGCAUUUCCAAGUUAGAGCAGCAGCUGGCGAAGAUGGUGGCCUGAGGCCCGCCCACCUCCACAGAGGGCAGCUGCUCAUUGGCGUGCUCCGCGGGAGGGCAGACAGGGAGGCACUGCCAUUGGAGACAUCCCACUUCAGAUCCGUCAGCCAGCAGCAGGCGGCACUCCAGCAGGGACGCAGUCCCUCUCCCAAAUUGGCGAAAAAUGAAAGCGGAGCUUUUAUCAGGAAGCUGGUUGGUGUUUGACAGGCCCAGGGACUUGUUGAAUUUACUACAUUAAAAUGCCAGGUAUUCUGAAUUUUAGAAACAAACCCACCCCAACCCAGUGUCCUGCCCACACACCUUUUGAUGAGUGGGGCCAAUGCCACCUUCACUCUGUGUAUUUCUUCCUUUUGAAUGUUGCCAAAACCAAAAGUAGCUUUUUUUUCUUUGUAUUUUGCUACUUUGCAGUAUUUGUGUGGUUGGUUCUUUUGGGUUCUCUUCCUCCUUAAUUUGAAAGGGACAGCACUGUGUAUGUUUAUAAACUCAAGGAAGAUGAGAUGAUUAUUUUGUAUAAAGUCUCACAGGAACAAUUGGUGUAGCUACACGGUGCUGGCUCAUUCGCAGCACAGAUCUGGUCAUCUAAUGACUGUCCAUCAGGACAACUUGAGGACCCACGCGCCACCCUCCAUCCCCUUGAGUCUGCGAUCAAACAGCUCUCAUCCCCCUCUCUCCCCCACUAGGAGUGGGUGGUUGUUUGGAUGGAUUUAGCUCCUUGAUGCGUCACGUGAUUAUAAUCUAACCCAAACUAGCAUGCAUUUCUGCAGUUUUGUUCCACGCAGACUCUGUCGCGUCCAUCCCCUCCAGCAUUUUGGUUCGGUUCCGGUCCAUAUUGGACAAGAGCACCCAAGACCAGAGGAUGCAGAGGUGUUGAGUGUUCUUGUCCCUCCAAGCAGCUUUCUUGGCCUCUGGGUGUGGUGUGGGGCUUGAACCCAGGAGCUGUGAGCAGAGCCUCUGCCUGGCCGUCCUCUGCGUCCUCUGCUCCUCUUUCUGCUGCCUCCUCUUCCCAGGCGCCUAGCCAGUCCUGUCUGUCUACUGCCUGUCAGGCCCAGUCAGUCCACAGGGUGUGAUCUAAGGGCUCUGGAACAUUGAGGUGAGGGAAAAGUCCAGAAGAAAGUAGAAAGGGGGUAUAGAGACAGGCUGGAGCUCGCCAUGCACAGGCACGGUCCACUGUGCCACACAAAUCAGCUACUGUUCCCCAGCAUUGACCAUGGCUGUGUGUGGCACAGCAGUUCCCUGGACCUACAGAAGACAGGCUGAACCGUACCUGCCUCCCAGGGCAGCUGGAGCUCAGCUCCAGUUUCACAUCCUUGUGCUGCAUGUUUGUGAAGGCAGACGACCAGAUAGUGUCCUAGGGAUCGUGGAAGGCAGGCCUUGGCAUGUGUUCGUGCUGGUGUGGGCACAGUGCUGGCUGCAGGCAGAUCCACAGGGUAUCAGGACAGGCAGAGCGUGGUGGCAGCUGCUUAGAGUAUGGACUGACUGGGCACUGUGGUAAGAAAAGGCUCUCAGCCACCCACACAGGGUUGCUCUCUCCACAGCUCCAGGGCAUCUGAACCUUUGUGGUUUGUGUGUGUGUCCUGUGUUUUUAAUGUCGAAGUGGAUAAUGAGAUGUAAAGAAGACAUUAGUGACUUACAGACACACCGGCACUGUGUACCAGUGUGUUCUGCUGGGGACCUUUGUUUCGAGAUUCAGAAAUGCUCUGGAGUCUGGUCGAAUUAAUUACGUAGCAGUUGUUGGCGCUGGUGAUGAAGCGCCAGAGGGAAGGUGGUUCAGAGAGAGGAAGGAGCAAGGAGAAGCCAGGGACCACAGUGUGUGCCAGGCUCGGAGUCAGCGCUGGGCACCUCGUGGUGGAUUCCUUUCCCCUGUUUCGUCGCCGUCUUCUUAAAGCUGUGACACCAGAGGGCAGUAAACUGCUCCCGGGUCCGCUCUUAUAGAGUGGCCGUAGUGCUCUGUCAAACACUCGCUUCCAUUUUCAAAGAUAAAAGACAUUGAUUACA
Messenger RNA from Peromyscus californicus insignis, 5022 nucleotides. RefSeq names its product coronin 1C (gene Coro1c). Gene Ontology annotation, biological process: actin filament organization; neural crest cell migration. The transcript has 11 exons. The record is from RefSeq and is a predicted model, not a curated record. Lineage: Eukaryota; Metazoa; Chordata; Mammalia; Rodentia; Cricetidae. Gene Ontology annotation, molecular function: actin filament binding. The coding region runs from base 1607 to 3031 and encodes 474 amino acids.